GUUUUCUCAGAGGUUCUGUUCAUUUCUCUUUACAUAAAUGCUCAUUUCUGAGGAACUCAUGGGUUUAUAACUCUGCUUUCUGCGUUGCUAUUCCAAUACCAGGAACCAAGUUGAUUAUUUUCCUAUUCAUGUUUGGAAAAACUCCAUUUUCACUGCAGAAUAUUUCACACAAACUACUUACAUGUCACAAGCAUUAUUUGUUUCUUCUGCAAACUGUUGCACUCAAGGUAAAAAAAUGUCUUUUUUUAAACUAUCACUCCCACUAACAGGUGCAGCGCAGCCUUACAGUGCACAGGCCGUGCUGCACUCAUGCAUCUAUCCACUUGCUUCAAAGAGGAUUACCGCUCCUUCUGCUUAGCUUAGUUACCUCAAAUUAGGAUGAGGGUAAGGAGAGGUCUGCUGUCUGCAGCGGCCAUCUGUCUGCCAGGUGGACAGUCGAGCGCUCACGCUGCUGUAAAUGGAGACGAGGCUCGAGCUGGACGUUCUGAUUUACCCAGACGAAGUGAGGGUCGCUACACCGGAGGACUUCAGAGAAUGGGAUCUGGAGACAGCCAGCCAGGUGUCCAUACCAACCGUCCGGCUGUUUGUGGCACUUUACCCCUACAACCCUGCCGCCAUGUCUCCCAACCAUGAGACAGCUGCAGAGGAGCUGCCCUUCGUGCCAGGCCAGAUAAUCAAGGUGUUUGGAGACACAGAUGCCGACGGUUUCUAUCACGGUGAGUCCGGCGGUCUCUCCGGUUAUGUGCCAAGCAACAUGGUGGCUGAAAUCCCGGUGGACGACGAGUACCUGAAGCAUCUGCUCAUGCAGCAGGGAUUCCUCCCCGUCGACCACACAGGUAUGUCUCUAACGCCCAGUCUGAGCGACGUGGCCAGUAUCCCCGACGAUGUGGUCGUUCGACGAAUGGUGGCCUUAUUCGACUACGAUCCAUGGGAGAGUUCGCCCAACAUGGACAGUGAAGUCGAACUCGGCUUUCGAUCAGGAGACAUCAUUUAUGUGAUGGGUCACAUGGACCAGGACGGGUUUUACUAUGGAGAUCUGCACGGACGACGAGGUUUGGUUCCAUCGAACUUUCUGCAGCCGUUGCCCUGGGAUUAGGAGAAAAGAUGUUUGCUACAAAUGCCAAGUCUCAGACACAGUGAGAUAUCAGCUCAUUUUUGUUAGUUGAAAAAUUUUUAUUUUUAUACUAUAGGGUGGCACUGUAUCUGCUUUAGGCUGCGAAUAAAUGAGGCUAAUGAACCCAGUGUUACCUGUAAUGAGCAGGAUGCUGCAAACGAUUGUCAGAUAUUCCCUUUAUUUAAAUAUUUUAACAAAAAUUGUAAUUUUUUUGGUGCAAAAAAACCCUCAAAAAGUCAAUAACUAUGCUAUUUUUAAUUUUAUCUGUGCAGUUACAAUAACUUAAUAUUGAAUUUCUGAGCUUUCACAAAAAAGCCAACGACGGAACUCACAAAACCAAAUACCUGAUGGCAAUGGAUAGAUUAUUUUAGCCUUAAUGAUACACUUUUAAUCCAAGUGUUUUGCAGACCAGUGUAUUAACAUAGUACGUCCAUUUUUGCCUUAUACGCUACUUAUACAUUUUCUACAACUGGCUUGUUUCAUACUCUUUUGUUUUUGAGUUUUGCAGCAGUUUUUAUGAAACAAAAAUAAAAAAUCACAACAGAAACUUUGUAUAAAGGAAACAAUUAGUGUUUUAAUUGUGCAGGAAAUGUAAAGCAGAAACUGACAAUAAAACAUCUUGAAUUCUUACAAAGCUUA
Molecule: messenger RNA, 1753 nt
Organism: Stegastes partitus (bicolor damselfish)
Lineage: Eukaryota; Metazoa; Chordata; Actinopteri; Pomacentridae
Product: RIMS-binding protein 2
Exons: 5
Coding region: 458-1096 (212 amino acids)
Biological process (GO): neuromuscular synaptic transmission
Molecular function (GO): protein binding
Source: RefSeq, a predicted model, not a curated record